CCGUAUCUCUGGCCUUGUCCCCUAUCCCCCUUCUCCUACCUUCCGUCGUCGUCUUGGGUACAGUGGCGUCCAAGCAAGCGGACCAGAUCGAGCCAGCUGCCUCCCGGAGCUGCUGGCUCGAUCACCGACUAUGACGCGCCGCGUGCGCCGCCGCACCACCAAGGACGCCGCCCAUCAGCAACCGCCGCUCGACUGGACCGCGCUCCCCGACGACGCCACGCUGCACUUCUUCGCGCGCCUCAGCUACCGGGACCGCGCCGCCCUCGCCGCCACCUGCCGCGCCUGGCGCUCCCUCGCGGCCUCCCCGUGCCUGUGGGCCGCGCUCGACCUCCGCCGCCUCGACCCUUCCGCCGCCGCCUCCCUCGCGCCGCGCUGCUCUCCCCACCUCCGCCGCCUCCGCCUCGCCGGGUGCGCCGCCGCCGACGCCGCGCCCUUCCUCCGCGCCGCCAGCCUCCGCUCCCUCCGCCUCUCCGCCUGCCGGGACCUCACCGACGCCGCGCUGGCGGUCCUCGCCGCGCGCCACGCGCGCCUCGAGGAGCUCCACGUGGACCCCCUCGACCGCGUCUCCUGCGACGCCCUCCGCCACGUCGCCCUCUGCUGCCCGCGCCUCCGCUGCCUCCGCCUCUCCGGCCUCCGCGAGGUCGCCGCCGGCGCGCUCGCCGCCCUCGCGCGCCACUGCCCGCUGCUCCACGACCUCGCCUUCCUCGACUGCCUCGCCCUCGACGAGACCGCCCUCGCGGGCCUCGCCUCCCUCCGCUUCCUCUCCGUCGCCGGAUGCACCGGCGUCAAGUGGGCCACGGCCUCGGAAGCCUGGGCGCAGCUCCCCUCCCUCGCCGCGCUCGACGUCUCCCGCACCGACGUCUCCCCCGGCGCCGUCUCCCGCCUCGUCUCGCACUCCGCGACCCUCACCCUCAUAUGCGCUCUCAACUGCCCCUCUCUCGAGGAGGAAGAGGCGCGCAGCCCGGCCGCCUUCGCCAACUCCAAGGGCAAGCUCGUGCUCACCAUCAACAGCACACUCUCCGAAUCCAUUGCUGCCGCCGCGCUGUUUCCGCACACCACUGCUGUCAAGCCCACCGAGCUGUUCGAUGAUGACUGCCAUUGGAGUGGCGGGGUGCCUCAGCUCAUGACAUGGCUUGAAUGGGUCCUGUCCCAGUCCUUCCUGCGGAUCGCUGAGACCAACCCGCGCGGCAUGAACCAGUUUUGGCUGGACCAGGGCACCGCGCUGCUGCUCAGCCUGCUCAAGAGCUCGCAGGAGGAUGUGCAGGAGCGGGCAGCCACCACACUCGCAGCGUUUGCGGUUGUUGAUGACCACAACGCCAAUGUGGACCCUGCAAGGUCUGAGGCUGUGAUGCGGGAAGGGGGCAUACCAAUGCUGCUGGAUCUCGCAAGGCGAUCCAGGGAGACUCUGCAGUCUGAAGCUGCCAAGGCAAUCGCCAACUUAUCCGUCAAUCCAAAGGUUGCAAAAGCAGUUGCAGAUCAGGGUGGUAUUACCAUACUCACUAACAUGGCAAAGUCGGCCAACCGGCUGGUUGCUGAAGAAGCUGCUGGUGGGCUAUGGAAUCUCUCAGUGGGAGAAGAACACAAGGUGGCUAUCGAAGUGGCUGGUGGGAUAAAAAUUCUGGUUGAUCUGAUAUUUCGAUGGCCUGAAGGAACUGGAGUUCUUGAGCGUGCUGCUGGUGCACUUGCCAAUCUGGCUGCUGAUGACAAGUGUAGCUUGGAGGUUGCAAUGGCCGGUGGCAUCCAUGCCUUGGUUACACUUGCUCGUUCCUGCAAAGUUGAAGGGGUCUUAGAACAGGCAGCACGAGCUUUAGCUAAUUUAGCUGCACAUGGAGAAAACAACAACAAUAAUGCUGCCGUUGGUCAGGAAGCAGGUGCUCUUGAAGCUUUGGUGCAGCUAACACGUUCUCCAAAUGAAGGCGUGAGACAAGAAGCUGCUGGUGCUUUGUGGAACUUGUCGUUUGAUGAUAGAAAUCGUGAAUCCAUUGCUACUGCUGGUGGUGUUGAAGCUCUGGUUUCACUCUGUCAAGAAUGUUUAAAUGCUUCGAAUGGUCUUCAAGAGAGAGCUGCAGGUGCCUUGUGGGGACUAUCUGUUUCACAAGCAAACAGCAUUGCUAUUGGAAGGGAAGGAGGUGUUGUACCUCUGAUUGCGUUGGCACAGUCAGAGGUUGAAGAGGUUCAUGAGACAGCAGCUGGUGCACUGUGGAAUCUUGCCUUCUAUUCUUGUAAUUCUCUCCGCAUAGUUGAAAAUGGCGGUGUACCUGUUCUAGUGAACUUAUGCUCGUCAUCUGGUUCAAAAAUGGCUCGGUUCAUGGCUGCACUAACCCUUGCUUAUAUGUUUGAUGGAAGAAUGGACGAGGUAGCACUGGUUGGGACAUCCUCACAGGGUAGUUCCAAAAUUGUAAAUUUUGAGAGAGCAAGAAGGUUGGCAUUGAAGCAUAUAGAAGCAUUUGUGUUGACAUUUUCAGAUCCACAAAUGUUUUCUAUGGCUGCUUCAUCUUCAGGCGCAGCAGCCUUAUCUCAGGUUGCUGAAGUACUUUGUAUACCAGAAGCUGGACAUCUUAGAUGCAGCGCUGCUGAGAUUGCUCGAUUUAUCGAUACGCUUCGGAAUCCUUCAUCAGUUCUUCGAGCUUGUGCAGCUUUUGCUCUGCUUCAGUUCACUAUCCCAGGUGGUCGGCAUGCUUUGCAUCAUGUGGACCUACUUCAGAAGGCUGGGGCAUCCCGGGUCUUGAGGUGGGCAGCCGCAGCGGCAACAGCUCCCAUCGAAGCCAAAAUCUUCGCACGGAUCGUCCUUCGGAAUUUGGAGCUCCACCAAGCAGGGCCUUCAACAUAGAAGGAAAUCAUUUUAGUGGGAGAUGAGCAGUUAACUUAUUUUGCAGUUGGCAUGAGAGAGAGAGAGAGAGAGAGAGAGAGAGAGAGAGAGAGAGAGAGAGAGAGAUCUGCACGUCGGCAUGAACACAGACGAUGGGAUAUCAGUCGGUCUGUCAAAUUUUGUUAUUUCCUCGGAGGGAACUUGGUCAGUGUCUUGUUGGUUCUGUCGUGUGUCCUUGUAAUUUUGCGUAUAAAGCAAGUAAAAGAAGGCUGCACAUUGGGGGUGUGUAAGAUAAAUAAAGCAUUAUGGACCGUGGUAUUGGCUAAUGUAUGAGGUGUUUUCCAUCA
Lolium perenne is the source of this 3156-nucleotide messenger RNA. RefSeq names its product protein ARABIDILLO 1. The record is from RefSeq and is a predicted model, not a curated record. Gene Ontology annotation, molecular function: protein binding. NCBI's taxonomy places the organism in Eukaryota, Viridiplantae, Streptophyta, Magnoliopsida, Poales, Poaceae.